AUGCGCACGAAUCCUACGUUUUACGCCGGUCGCCUCCGCCCGUACUAUCAGUACGAGCCCGUUUCGAGAGGCGAAAGACACCUCCGCGGUCAAGGACCGAGACCACCUUCGAGUGGUCCCGUUCCAACGAGCCAGCCUCGUCGACUGGCGAAGAGACCUGCUCACGCAGUUAAGCGACGUCCUGAAGCGCUGCAGUCAGCUCGUCACGAAGACAAUAAAUAUGGGGUGAUUUCUCAAGUUGCGCGAACGCAAAAGCGGCACAAUCGUUCGAUUGAUCGUACGUUAGGGAAUUGUAAUAAUCCCUUACAAGAUCCUCAAGCCCAUAACGCCCAGUCCGUUCAGGAGCCAAGUCAUCUUGAAACUGUUCCGUUACACGGUCGAGCUCUUGAACAUCAAGCUGAUCCGACCCUCGAGCCGGAUCAGGUGUUCCGACCGCCACCACAUCCUUUGGUGGACUCAAGCGGUGGUCAACGCUUUCUAGUGGAGCGUAUUUUGAACCACCUCGAUUUGAAUGGCUUCCAAACGAGUAACCUCGUCCUCUGA
Messenger RNA from Peronospora matthiolae, 543 nucleotides. The record is from the annotation of a GenBank genome assembly. NCBI's taxonomy places the organism in Eukaryota, Oomycota, Peronosporomycetes, Peronosporales, Peronosporaceae.